AUGUCGUUUUCUGUCCCGCGGUCUCUCCCUCGGCUUGUGCGCUCCUAUGGGACCGUUCAGGGUCCCCCCAGUGCGGCCUCUAUUGCCGGUCGAGUGCCCAGUGUUCUGGUGGAGGCUACCAAUGCCACCACGCCUCGUAUCACCUGGACGCGUGAGGAAGUGUCCCAGAUUUACAACACACCCUUGAACCAACUCACAUAUGCCUCGGCCGCCGUGCACCGUCGUUUCCACGACCCCUCAGCCAUCCAGAUGUGCACACUGAUGAACAUCAAAACGGGCGGCUGCAGCGAGGACUGCUCAUACUGCGCCCAAUCCUCUCGAUACGACACGGGACUCAAAGCCACAAAGAUGAGCCCUGUAGAAGACGUGCUCGAGAAAGCCCGAAUCGCCAAAGCAAACGGCAGUACCCGGUUCUGCAUGGGCGCUGCCUGGCGCGACAUGCGCGGCCGUAAGACCAGCCUGAAGAACGUGAAGCUCAUGGUCUCCGGAAUCCGCGACAUGGGCAUGGAAGUCUGCGUGACCCUCGGUAUGAUCGAUCAGCACCAAGCCAAGGAACUCAAAGAGGCCGGCCUGACCGCAUACAACCACAAUCUCGAUACCUCUCGUGAAUUUUAUCCCAACGUCAUCACCACCCGUUCGUACGACGAGCGUCUUCGCACACUGGAUCACGUUCGCGACGCAGGCAUCAACGUCUGCUCCGGUGGAAUCCUCGGCCUCGGCGAGAGCGAUACAGACCGCGUCGACCGGAAAAUGGUCCCCUUCGACCGUCUUCUUCGAACCGUCGCCACUGCCCGUAUCGUUAUGCCCGCUACUAUUGUUCGCCUCGCCGCCGGUCGCAUCGCUCUGACCGAGGAACAGCAGGUCGCCUGCUUCAACGCGGGUGCUAAUGCCGUGUUCACUGGAGAGAAGAUGUUGACUACGGACUGCAAUGGCUGGGACGAGGACCGUGCCAUGUUUGACCGCUGGGGCUAUUACCCCAUGAAGAGCUUCGAGAGACCCGAGCCGAAGCAGGCUGCUGAGACUACGACCCCGCCUUCUGCCGGGACUGAGGCUGCUGCGCAGGUCGCGGCUAGCUCUUAG
This is a messenger RNA of Penicillium maclennaniae, 1080 nucleotides long. Its product is annotated as biotin synthase. Gene Ontology annotation, biological process: biotin biosynthetic process. Gene Ontology annotation, cellular component: mitochondrion. Bases 1 to 1080 code for a protein of 359 amino acids. The transcript is spliced from 3 exons. Gene Ontology annotation, molecular function: 2 iron, 2 sulfur cluster binding; biotin synthase activity. The record is from RefSeq and is a predicted model, not a curated record. Lineage: Eukaryota; Fungi; Ascomycota; Eurotiomycetes; Eurotiales; Aspergillaceae.